CUCACAGCCUUCGCGCCUCUCCCACCCGUUCUUGCCCCUCAUUGUUCCCGUAUCCGACGCAGCCACCCGCCAGUCAUAACACAGAAGGCUGCGCUUAUGCUGUAGAGAGCUAACCCUGGUUUGCGAAUGCUUGUUAGAGAUGACACAGAGCCCGUAUAAUGUCGACUAUACAUCCCAACCUACGGAGCCUGAACAAUGGGAGUACGCUCCGACACCCGGGUACCUCGGCAGCCCGUACGCCGCUCGAACUAUCUCAAGCCCCUCUCCGUCUAGCGUACUUGAGGCUGGAAUCGAGCGAACAAGUAGACCUGGGCCCCAGUCUCUCAGGUUCAUUGAGCUAUCUGAGUGGGAAGAAGGAAGAUCAUACCAGGAGGACCCGCCAACCUGUAUCCACUACCGUAUAGAGUGGCGAGUGACAAUCAACAAUCGGGAGGUGUCACAGGACACGGAAGAAGACCUUACUUUGGCCCCUAGCUCCUUCUGGCAAUUUUCCCUGGAGAAAAAACUCGAGAAAGUUCUUCGAAGGAAGACUGCACGCCACCGUCGGGUUACAGCUGAUGAUACGGUCAUCACCGUAUUAACAAGUGAUCGUACCAAACGCAAAUUGACGAAACGAUUUGACGAAACCGACAUUAUUUGGACCGCUAUCGAGAAACAGCUUGUGAUGUGGUCUGAUGUUUUGUUCCGGGGUAAGGAGCUCACGCUGAAGAUCAGUUUCAACUACGUAGACGAUCGCCACUCUUCUCCAACCGCUGGUCGGAAAGGAGAGAAGAGAGGAAAGUCAUCUGUUACAAAAAGGAUGCUUAGCGAACGAGAUGCACAGCUUGAUGCAGAGGAGAAUGCUUCUGGCGAGAAGCCAAUCUGGCGUAGCGUCUAUAAUUUGAUGCGAUGCGACUCGUCGACAUGUCAGCAUGGCCCUCAUUGUUGGGUGGACCCAAUGGGGAAAAAACACUAUCCAAUCAAAUCUCAUCAUAUAAAACGCCUUAUCACCCACGUUGAGAAGGGAGGGGUUUUGGAAAGUCAUAAAGAUGUGCCUGAAGCCGUACGCGACGAAUUAUACAGGGAAGAGCAAGAGAGACACGGCAAAGGCAAGCGCAAAGGAAGUCACGUCGAUGGGUCUGGAGCACCAUAUCCUCCCAUUAAUAUUAAUGUCCUGCCCUCACAGUCUACCGUCCACGGGAUAGAUGUUUCUACUUCUAAGGCGGCGGUUGACUUGACGGCUCUGAGCCCUCUCGAGAUCCCGGGUUCCACAGAUAUAGCCGUGGAGGAGUACACUGAAUGGCUAGUGUCGACCGUCGAAAGGGAUACCCUCAAAGCCGCAUUCCGACAAACGUGCGAUGUGAUGCUCGAGAACGGCCUUGAUCUCGAACAAGUGUACAAGGACCAAGACCCAAAUUUUUUCAUCGAGAGAGGAAUCAAAAUAGGCAUCGCACGUCGAUUCGUAGAGAACAUCGCAAAAUGGGUCAAGAAGGUGAAGAAAGCAGUGCCUGUUUAUGAGAUUCUUUGAACCGGGCAGAUGGUCAUUAAGGCAUCACGGCGUUUGGGCUUACAACAUCGACUAUUGCACAGAGUAGCUCCAGAUUGUCAGAUUUUUAUAUUGCAGAAUUUACAGUGUAUCAGUCUUCGUAUAUACAUAUGCUCAAUAUGGUGCUGAAUCUUCCCAAACGCCUGCCUCUUCAUGCCCGCCAUUCCUG
Molecule: messenger RNA, 1694 nt
Organism: Penicillium brasilianum
Lineage: Eukaryota; Fungi; Ascomycota; Eurotiomycetes; Eurotiales; Aspergillaceae
Source: the annotation of a GenBank genome assembly